AUGGGUAAUACCAAAGAUGCGUCAAAUCUGACAACAUUGUCGCCAGUGCGCCGUAAGCGGAAAGCGGCAGGCGAAUUGGAUUUGAGCACGGCGGCGGCGCAUCGCGGAACACUUGGCGCCAACAACAACAGCGCCAAAAAAUCCACGUCACGCGACGAGGAAAAGGAGAAUUUGUUGCUGGAAAAACGACGCAAAUCGAAUUCGAAGUCGACGUCGCCGGCGGCGAAUUCGCCGCGAAAAAAGUCGCAGCGACGCGUUUCGCACGCGCAACAACAACAAAAAGCGGUUUCGAGACGCAAAAAUGCGGCGCCGCGGAAAUUGGAGGAUUUGAAACGCGACGCGGAAAGCGGAAAGGAUCGUUUGAAUGCUGGUGAGUUUUUUGAGAUUUUGAAAAAUUCGAUGUUUUGCUGAAUUCCUUUAGAAAUUAAUUUUUUGCCCCAAUUUUCAGCAUUUUCAGCUCGAAAAUUCUUAAAAUUUGAAAAACCAAAAAAUUAUACGUUUCAAAGAUUUUAUGAGAUUUUUUCUAAAAUUUUGAAAAAUCGAUAUUUCUCUGAAUUUCGUUAGAAAUUUUAAAAAUUAAUUUUUGCUCUGAUUUUCAGCAUUUUCAGCUUGAAAAUUUGAACAAUUUUCCAUUUUUUACCCAAAUUUUUUCUAUUUGAAAAUUAAUUUUUUUUUCUAUUUAAAAAUUAAUUUUUGCCUUGAUUUUCAGCAUUUUCAGCUUGAUUUGAAAAACCAAAAAAAUAUACGUUUCAAAGUUUUCAUGAGAUUUUUUCUAAAAUUUUGAAAAAUCGAUAUUUUGCUGACAUCCUUUAGAAAUUUUGAAAAUUAAGCAUUUUCAGCUUGAAAAUUCUAAAAAUUUUGAAAAACCAAAAAAUUAUACGUUUCAAAGAUUUUAUGAGAUUUUUUUCUAAAAUUUUGAAAAAUCGAUCUUUUAGAAAUUUUAAAAAUUAAUUUUUGCCUUGAUUUUCAGCAUUUUCAGCUUAAAAAAUUUUCAAAAUUUCUGGAAUUUUUGAAACGUAAAAAAUCUGGUAAAUUUUGAAUUUUUCAUUUUUUCAGACCAACUUCUCACCGAAUUUCUGUCAUUUCAAAAUAAUGCUUCUCAACUCACAACAAACACUUUUUUAUGCCGAAAUAUUAGGAAAAAUUUGGAGAAAAAAUCCGGGGAAAAACCAAAAUUUAAUGCGAAAAUCGGAUAUGAUUUGCUGAAAAAAAUGAGAAGUCAAAUGAUGAAACAAAAUGGAGAUCGGCCGAUUUUCACAAUGGAAUUUGAUAAAAUUUUGAAUUGGCCAGAUACUUUGGAAUUGGAGUACUGUAAUGGUUAGUGGAAAAUUGUGCUGAAAAUAUUUAUUUUUUUUGAUUUUCAGACAUCACAGCGACUUCUACUGUGAAAUUUUCAGUUUUAUUGGUUGAUGAGCAGAAAAAUGUGAAGAUGGUGGGUUUUUUUGGGGAAAUUUUUUGAAAUUUUAAGAAUUUUCAAGCUGAAAAUGCUGAAAAUCGGGGACAAAAUUAAUUUUUAAAAUAGAAAUAUAAAAAAAAUGUCUGAAAUUUCCCAAAAAAAAAAUGAAAAAUGUUUCAAAUUUUAAGAAUUUUCAAGCUGAAAAUGCUGAAAAUCAGGUUAAAAAAUUAAUUUUUAAAAUUUCUAAAAGAAUUCUGAGAAAAAUCGAUUUUUCAAAAUUUUAGAAAAAAUCUCAUAAAAUCUUUGAAACGUAUAAUUUUUUGGUUUUUUAAAUUAUUAGAAUUUUCAAGCUGAAAAUGCUGAAAAUUAGGGAAAAAAAUUAAUUUUCGAAAUUUCUAAAAGAAUUCUGAGAAAAAUCGAUUUUUAAAAAUUUUAGAAAAAAAUCUCAUAAAAUAUUUGAAACGUAUGAUUUUUUGGUUUUUUAAAUUUUAAGAAUUUUCCAGCUGAAAAUGCUGAAAAUCAGGUUAAAAAAUUAAUUUUCGAAAUUUCUAACUGAAUUCAGAAAAACAUCGAUUUUUCAAAAUUUUAGAAAGAAUCUCAUAAAAUCUUUGAAACGUAUAAUUUUUUGGUUUUUUAAAUUAUUAGAAUUUUCAAGCUGAAAAUGCUGAAAAUUAGGGAAAAAAAUUAAUUUUCGAAAUUUCUAAAAGAAUUCUGAGAAAAAUCGAUUUUUAAAAAUUUUAGAAAAAAAUCUCAUAAAAUAUUUGAAACGUAUGAUUUUUUGGUUUUUUAAAUUUUAAGAAUUUUCCAGCUGAAAAUGCUGAAAAUCAAGGAAAAAAUUAAUUUUCAAAUAGAAAAAAAAUAAUUUUCAAAUAGAAAAAAAUUGGGUAAAAAAUGGAAAAUUUUAACAAUUUUCAAGCUGAAAAUGCUGAAAAUCAAGGCGAAAAUUAAUUUUUAAAUAGAAAUUUAAAAAAAAACUGAAAUUUCCCAAAAAAAAUGGAAAAUUUUCAAGCUGAAAAUCAGGGAAAAAAUUAAUUCUUAAAAUUUUAGAAAAAAUCUCAUAAAAAUUUUGAAACGUAUAAUUUUUUGGUUUUUCAAAUUUUAAGAAUUUUCAAGCUGAAAAUGCUGAAAAUCGGGGAAAAAAUUAAUAUUCAAGUAGAAAACAUUAAAAACUGUCUGAAAUUUCCCAAAAAAAUGGAAAAUGUUUCAAAUUUUAAGAAUUUUCAAGCUGAAAAUGCUGAAAAAAAUUAAUUUUCGAAAUAUUUCCAGUUUCCCGCCGGUUUUGCCAUUGUUCCCCUCUUCAAACACAUCGAGGAAAACUUCAGCGAAGAAGAUCGCAUGAAAUCGUCGACGCUGAAAUUGCGACAAUUCUCGUGCCCGCAAAAAUUGGUCAACGAAUCGCACGAGAUUUAUUUGUUGGUUGAGGCGAGUCGAAUGAUGAACAAGGAAUGCGAGAAGAUUUUGGGAGAAGGAAGUGAGUUUUUGGCGCUGAAAAUUCUGAAAAUCCACAAAAUUUCCAGAAAGAAUUCGCUCAACUGCCACCAAAUCCAAGGAUCUGAAACCCAAAAAUUUGUCGAUGGAUUUGAAGGAUUAUGUUGAGGUGAGGACUCGAAAUCUAGAUUUUUCGGGAAUUUUUGAGCUCAAGGCGCUGCUCCUAGACAGCUAGAUUCUCUAGGCUCAGCUGCUUGACAAAUAUUCUCUCUAGGCUCGGCUCCUAGACAACUAGGUUCUCUAGGCUCAGCUGCUUGAAAUCAAGGUUCUCUAGGCUCGGCUGCUUGACAGAAAGGUUCUCUAGACUCAGCUGCUUGAGAAGAAGGGUCUCUAGGCUCAGCUGCUUGACAGAAAGGUUCUCUAGGCGUGGCUCCUAGACAGCUAGGUUCUCUAGGCUCGGCUACUAGACAGCUAGAUUCUCUAGGCUCGGCUGCUUGGAAAGUAGGAUGUAUAGGCGUGGCUCCUAGACAGCUAGGUUCUCUAGGCUCAGCUGCUUGACAGCUAGAUUCUCAAGGCUCGGCUCCUAGACAGCUAGGCUCAACUGCUUGCCAACAAGGUUCUCUAGGCGUGGCUCCUAGACAUCUAGGUUCUCUAGGCUCAGCUGCUUGACAGCUAGGUUCUCUAAGCUCGGCUGCUUGACAACAUGAUUUUUCCAGAUCAAAACCUUUGGCUGCACCCUAAUCUACAAAUCCGACGCCAAAAAUCAACUCAACUGCACCAUCGAAGGUAUCUCGCGUGUCUCACUUCACGAAUUCCGCGAUCAAAAAUUGGAGGUGGAGAAUCUACGCGCCCUGAAUUCCACCAACAAAAAUCCGCCACCAAAUCAACCCGGUCUGAUCAUCUCGACUUUUGGUCAAGCAAAAUACAAGGAGAUUCGGAAUCCGAAUCAGAUUCCGAUGCCAAGAUCUUCUAGACCACCCAGAAGAUCGGCCACCACCACCACCACCAAAAUCCCCACAAAUUGGCAGCUGAACUGCGAGCGACAUCCGUUGCUGGAGCGCAACAUUUGUCCGAUUUCGUUGCGGCGAUUUGCGGACGCGGAAAGCUUUGCGGAAUAUCUCCGCUUCCGCUUCCCGUGUUUCACGUUUGAUUUGCGACGUGGCAAAAUUUCGCGGAAUUUGGAGUAUUUUACAAAAACUGCGAAGACGACGAAAUUCGAGGGAUUUGUGUUCAAAAAAGGCGCCGCCCAGCGUCCAAAAAUCGCCGCCGCUUCUGCCGCCGCGGCGGCGAAAGAGUCUGACGAUUCGGAAGAUGAGGAGGAGGUUGUACAUUUGGCGACGAUGAGCGCAUGCCGUGAGGAAGUAUUCCCGAGUUGCCCGUUCCGCUACGCGACGCGGAAAGAUGCGGAAUUCGCGUUGCCGCUUCCCAAGCGAAAGUCGCGGAAACCUGCCGCGCCUGCGCCGCAACCUUUGCCGAAAAUGUCUGCGGAUGGUCCGAGCUUGCGGAAACGUGCGCAUGUCUCGCCGGAAAAGAAGCCGACGCCGCGCGGAACACAAGCGGAAGCGGAAGAGGAGGAGGAGGAGCCACAAAAAGACAAUCGAUUGAAGGUGUUGUGUGAGAAGUUUUUGGGGGCGUCACUGUCGCGGAAAGAAGCGGAAGCGGAAGCGGAACAGCGAGUUUUUGAGACGAGCAUGCCCAGAGAGAAUUCGGCAGUGUUGAAUGGGAUUUUUUUGAGAGAGGAGGUGAGUUGUGGGGUACGCAGCCAAUUUUCAAACGUUAACUGAGUAUCUAAUGUUGUAGAUCAUGAAAAAUGCAGAAUUUUGAUACUAAACAAGCCAUAUUUUGAUGUUUAAAUUUGGCUGAGUAUCUAAUGUGGUACGCAGCCAAUUUGAGCGUUAACUGAGUAUCUAAUGUUGUAGAUCAUGAAAAUUCGCGAUUUUUCGCUCAAAAAUCCCCCAAAUUUCUCAAUUUUUUCCAGUUUCUCUCCAAUUUCGAAUCACAUGAUCCAGAAAAUUCGGAAUUCAAAGUCGAAAAUUUCCAACUCGAUAAAGAACAAGUUAUCCUAUAUCGUCAAAAACAAAUCGAAGCAAUUGAGGAAGUUCGAAAAGAGGAAAGUCGAAAACGACGAAAAAAGGGAGCAAAACGGGCGGGAGUUGUGAGAAAAGUGAGUUUUUAAGUGAAAAAUUUGAAAAAUUCAUGAUUUUCUGAUGAAAAAACGGGAAAUUUCAAGGUUUUUAACCUGAAAAUUGAGAUUUUUAGUAAUAUGAGCAAUCUAGAAAAAUCCAGAGUUUAAUAUGAGCAAUGCUUGGAUUUCCUGAAGAAAUUCUGAAUUUUUGAGUUUAAUAUGAGCAAUGCUUGGAUUUUCUGAAGAAAUUCUGAAUUUUUGAGUUUAAUAUGAGCAAUGCUUGGAUUUCCUGAAGAAAUUCUGAAUUUUUGAGUUUAAUAUGAGAAAUGCGUGGAUUUCCUGAAGAAAUUCUGAAUUUUUGAGUUUAAUAUGAGCAAUGCUUGGAUUUUCUGAAGAAAUUCUGAAUUUUUGAGUUUAAUAUGAGCAAUGCUUGGAUUUCCUGAAGAAAUUUGGGAUUUUUGAGUUUAAUAUGAGCAAUUCUUGGAUUUCCUGAAGAAAUUUGGAAUUUUUGAGUUUAAUAUGAGCAAUGCUUGGAUUUUCUGAAGAAAUUUAGGAUUUUUUGAGUUUAAUAUGAGCAAUGCUUGGAUUUUCUGAAGAAAUUUAGGUUUUUUCGCUAAAUUUCAGAGUUUAAUAUGAGCAAUACUGUGUUUUUCGUGAAUUUUUCAUCAAAAAUGACCGUUUUUGCAGCCGCAACCAACUGGAAAUGAGCCGAAAGCCGACAAAAAUCUGAAUCAACUUGCCGUGCCCGCUGAAAAUGGUGGAAUCGAUUUGGAUAUUGAAGGAUUUGCGAUUCCCGUCGAAGGAUGUUUGCAUUUUGAUCCGAUUGUCCAAAUCAAAUAUGAUUUUUUGUUGAGAUGGUGGGUUUUUUUGGGCGGGAAAUUUGAGUUUUUUGCAAUUUUUAACCGAAAAAUUCGGUUUUUUUGCAAUUUUUGCACGCGGAAAUGUUCAAAUUUCGAAAAUUUGAAUUUUGCCGCCAAUUUUUUGCCACGUAAGCGUGGAGCAUCGUAGUUUUCUCCAAAAAUCACCCUGUAAACCUGGAUAAUCGUAGUUUUCUCCAAAAAUCACCCUGUAAACCUGGAUAAUCGUAGUUUUCUCCAAAAAUCACCCUGUAAACCUGGAGCAUCGUAGUUUUCUCCAAAAACCACCCUGUAAACCUGGAGCAUCGUAGUUUUCUCCAAAAAUCACCCUGUAAACCUGGAGCAUCGUAGUUUUCUCCAAAAACCACCCUGUAAACCUGGAGCAUCGUAGUUUUCUCCAAAAACCACCCUGUAAACCUGGAGCAUCGUAGUUUUCUCCAAAAACCACCCUGUAAACCUGGAGCAUCGUAGUUUUCUCCAAAAAUCACCCUGUAAACCUGGAGCAUCGUAGUUUUCUCCAAAAUCACUCAAAAAUCACCGCGUAAACCCGGAACAUCGUAGUUUUCUCCAAAAACCACCCUGUAAACGCGGAGCAUCGUAGUUUUCUCCAAAAUCACUCAAAAAUCACCGCGUAAACGUGGAGCAUCGUAGUUUUCUCCAAAAAUCACCGCGUAAACGUGGAGCAUCGUAGCUUUCUCCAAAAAUCAUUCAAAAAUCACCGCGUAAACGAGGAGCAUCGUAGUUUUUCUUGCAGCUUCUACGCCGACGCCGGUCACCGCACAAAUCCAGCCUCAGCCACUCGCAAAUCUUCAAUGAUGACCCAAUUCAUCUCCACCUAUCACACCAAAAUUUUCAGCCAAAAUCUGGCUGAAAUCUAUCUGAAACACCUCCAACUCAUGUUCAUCGAUGAGAAAAAUCCCAUCCAUUAUCUCACACCACUUAACCGCUUUUUAGAACAAAUGAAGGCGUGGGAUGAGAGGCCUGGACCAUCGAACCGAAGCCCAUAA
Molecule: messenger RNA, 6813 nt
Organism: Caenorhabditis angaria
Lineage: Eukaryota; Metazoa; Nematoda; Chromadorea; Rhabditida; Rhabditidae
Source: the annotation of a GenBank genome assembly